Petromyzon marinus (sea lamprey) is the source of this 3920-nucleotide messenger RNA. Its product is annotated as syntaxin-12. Gene Ontology annotation, biological process: intracellular protein transport; vesicle fusion; vesicle-mediated transport. Gene Ontology annotation, molecular function: SNAP receptor activity; SNARE binding. The record is from RefSeq and is a predicted model, not a curated record. NCBI's taxonomy places the organism in Eukaryota, Metazoa, Chordata, Hyperoartia, Petromyzontiformes, Petromyzontidae. Gene Ontology annotation, cellular component: SNARE complex; endomembrane system; synaptic vesicle.
GACGUCACGUGAAACCACGUGACACCGCCCACACCCGGAGUCGCUGCUCAGAGUCCGGACGUCGCCGCCCGUGACGAGAAGCGGAGACGGUGGCGAGGCGAGGAACCCUACAGACGGCAUCUGUGUACCCGCACGGCCCCACUCCUCGACCCCCCCCCCUGCCCGGUUGAAUACCCCCCUUCAGGCGCUUCCAUCGGCGUCUGUGGCUGUCUGACGCUGCGGCCUUGCUGGGCGGCUCUCCAUUCCCCAGCUAUGUCAUUCGGAUUUCCAGGCAGCGAUGGGGGUUACACCUCGUACCGUCAGGCCACCAAUGGCGACCUGGAUUUCAGCGGACUCGCCCAGAUCAUCAGCACCAACAUCCAGAAGAUCUCGCAGAACACUGCUCAGAUCCAGAAGCUGGUCAGUCAGCUGGGGACAGCACAAGAUACCACGCAGCUGUUAGAGCGUCUGCAACAGCUGCAACAAAGCACAAACCAACUUGCUAAAGAAACCAAUAAAUACUUAAAGGACCUGGGCUCAUUGCCUACACCAUCGAGCCAGUCUGAGCAGCGGCACAGGAAGAUCCAGCGGGAUCGUUUGAUGAACGAGUUCUCAACGGCGCUAAACAACUUCCAGACAACUCAGCGACGCGCUGCUGAGCGGGAGCGCGAGAGCGUGGCGCGUGCCCGUGCCAACUCACGGCAGUCCCAGGGGGGAAACUAUUUGGACGAAACUGCAACACGGGAUGGACACCUGGUGAAUGUCGGGGAAGGGUUUGAGGAUCGCACGCUGCAGUCACAGGCGCAGGAUGAGGGUAUCACAGAGGAGGACCUGGAGGAGAUCAAAGAGAGGGAGGUGGCCAUCCAAAUGCUUGAGGCUGACAUCAUGGACAUCAACCAGAUCUUCAAGGACCUGGGAACCAUGAUCCAUGAGCAGGGGGACAUGAUUGACAGCAUCGAGGCGAACGUGGAGACUGCGGAGGUGCAUGUGGAGCAGGCGAAUCAGCAAUUGCGCAGAGCAGCACAGUACCAGACCGCAUCGCGUAAGAAGAUCUGCAUCAUUAUUGUCGUGCUGGCGGUUGUUGUGGCCAUCGUGGGCAUCAUCAUAUGGCAGACAACCAAGUAGCCGUUGGGAUCGUGAACACUCGGCCUGGGCGAUAUAGAAGGAGAGGGUGGGGAGGUGAAGAUUAUUUCUCUGACAAUACGAUGACGUUGGUGUGCAUAAAUAGGGCUAGGCUUUUUUUCUCAGGGGGUAGAGGCAAAGUGAUUGGGUUAAAAUGAAAUUUACAAUCUAAAAUAAAUGAAUAUCUUUUGUAGAUUAUGGUGUGUCCCAGGCAGUCUAUCGUGAAUUUAAAGCUACAUUAUUGAGAAAAUACACAACCCUUUCCCAUUCCAAUCAUACGUGUACGUCAUCAGAAAGGAAUGAAUUUCGAAUGGAAUCGGAAGUGAAAGGCCACACAGGAGGGCAUGUGGCACAGUUUGGCGCCAACUAUCAUUGAGUGCGGUCCUGUCGCUACAGUUCUCUGCGACGAGUACGGUACAAUGUCUUUAAAAACAGCAGCGCUAUGCCUCUAAAUCAAAUUUACUCUAACCGCUUACAAAUUCCGAGAUUCGGCGGUGAACGAGACCCACCCUGCAACUUGCAGACAUCUCGGAAUGGGAAAGGGUUCAAAUGUGCACUCUAGUAACAUCACUCCCAUAAAAUUAUUUACAACACCAAUGUGCCAUUGUCACUAGAUCUAUAAUGGCAUGCUUGACGAUGACGACUUAAAAUCGUUUUGUGUAUGAAUAACACUUCACAAUUGCGUUGGUUGACCUGGGACACACCGCUUUGGUUGCGUCUAACAUUUAAUCUUAGCUACGCAAGUGCGAUGGUGAGUGUUUGCCAGCUCCAUGUGGGGAUGGGGGAGGAUGAAAUGGGAACACGGGCUUGCCCCCAAUCCACUGGCAUUACGGCAAUCCACUAGCAUAACAUCUGCUUGUGUCAUCUACCUAGCACUUAACAAUUACUCAACUCCAAUGGCUGGCCAUAUGAAUGAACCUGUACUGGAACUCCUAUUCCUAUGCUGAGCACAAACCCUGCACCUUGACCACAACACUGCACCUAACCUUUCGCUGUGCCCCAAUUGUGCACUUAGCCCAAACGCUAACCCUAAUAACCUCAAUGCCCAAGCUAACCAUGUGUCUAACCUGAACCCCUAUACCUGCACAUCACCUUUGGGACCUUGAGCCCUUAUGAGAGUAGCUCGUGGAGUCUUGAGACGGAGCAUCUGUAUUGCUGUGGAGGUCGAUUUUAAGUUGGCUUCCGUGGGUGUUAAUAGCACAUGUUGUUUAAAGGAGUCUGGCACAUGAUGGUGUUAGGUAAGCCUUUGUGUGAUUACAUAUAGAAAAUAGCCAAAUGGCAAAAAGAAUAAAGUAAAUAGAUUAAUCUUAACCAUACUCUUAGUGAUUAUCAUAUUGCAAUGUAUGUAGCCUGUAGAGAAUGGUGUAAUUUAGUCUUAACACAGCCUUGUAACAUUUGCCAAAGCAGGAAUUCUGUUUAACAUUGUUAACAGUUUGCACAUGCUUUGUUGCCAUGUGUUUUAACUUGACCACUCUGUCCUUUGCUGUAAAUGCCUCUUGCGCACCCACUCCAGUUACCAUCCAGUUUAUAAUUUGCUACGGUUGCAUAAGUGAAUACAGUGUCCAUGCACCAGUGCGUUUUCCAAAACCCACAUUCAAUCACAUUCUCUUCAUGAACUUCAGUGGCUUUGCUGCUCUGCUCAUUGGCUUGUUUACAUAGAAGCGCACCUGUUUGGCAAACCAUAUAGACAAAAACAUAAAUGUUUAAUAAAAGCCUUUUUGUUCCAUAUUGAAUAUUUUAUAUAAAACGCUCCGUAUACAUGCUGGUGGACACAGAUGAAAGUUGUGCACGUGUUUACACACGUUUGUGUAAACACGUAUACAACCAAGCCAGGCAUGAUAUUGGCUACGGGCGGAACUCCUGCAUCAGGCUGCCUCGGGCAGCACGGCGGCAUGCCAGGCCCCUCUGUAGUUUGCCUUGAUAUUGCACUGAGUGUUACACUGUCCUUAACUUAAUUUCAGCAAAAUCGCAACCACUCUUACGUCUCGUGUCCAUGUUUGUAAGCAGGUCUGAUUGCACACGGAGUUGUCAUGAUGGUCCAUGAGAGCGUGCCGUGUAUACCACAUCGCAGGUGUGAAGACCAGUGCACAGUAUGCUGUUGACUCCCCAUUCGUACCUGCGAGGAGGCCGUUUGACGACGCACGCAAUUUUGUCAGCAGAGUUGAGCGGUUUCCAAAAAGUCCCUGUCAAUUACGCAGGAUCACCGUCUUACUCCUGUGGCAGUUGUCCUUUUAGGCAGUGUCAGUGGCUGCCCUCUUGUCUGAUUUUUGUCAGUCUCAAAAUUAGAGGCUUUUGUGCUAGCUUGGUAAAAAAGAUUUUGAGAAAAAGUGAUAGUGACAGUGCUUCACGGAGUUUGGUCAUUUUUUUGAGAAGUUUAACCAAACACUAGAACAUGUUCAGAGUUUUGCAAAUCGUGAUCGCAUGUGACUGCACAUGAGGACGGUUUUCAGGACAAUUUUAAUUCUGCCCUGCCAAAACGGUUAAAACUUGAAUUUCGGCUGCCAUAGUUUAUUUAUUAUCAAAGCCAAUUUCCAUGAUGGUUUUAAGCAGUUUUGACUUGUGCUCGUGUGUGUGUGCAGCCAGCGUACGAGCCAACAAGUACGAUGGACACAACGCCGUGUUAAGCACGAUAAAUAUUGGAGGGCACUUGGCGUGAAUCCUUGACUUUCCCUUAGGGGCGCACCCUGUCCAUUCAUAUAUGAAUACUUGUUUAGGAGUAGCGCACUGUGUGUGUUUAUAAAAUAAGAAAUAAAUUGCAUUCCACGCUGAUCAAGGUUGUAAUUCAAAGUGUAAUAAAUGUUGUGGUCCAGAUCAUGUCA